This is a messenger RNA of Mercenaria mercenaria, 9161 nucleotides long. Its product is annotated as beta-arrestin-1-like. Gene Ontology annotation, biological process: signal transduction; G protein-coupled receptor internalization. NCBI's taxonomy places the organism in Eukaryota, Metazoa, Mollusca, Bivalvia, Venerida, Veneridae. The coding region runs from base 650 to 1948 and encodes 432 amino acids. Gene Ontology annotation, molecular function: G protein-coupled receptor binding. The record is from RefSeq and is a predicted model, not a curated record. Gene Ontology annotation, cellular component: cytoplasm. The transcript has 12 exons.
UUGAUCACGUGACUUGUGCGAAAUGUCAUUCAAUAGCGUGAAAAUUAAUAUUGUUCGUAUUUAAUAGCUUUUGCGUACUAUUACCAGUAUUUUAUUGGAUUUAAAUGCUGUAGGUGUAUUAAAGACAUGCUAUUCUUACAAUGCAUCGCACUUGUGUAUUAAAAUAUGCUGAUAAGCAAUGAAGAUUUGAUGAGAAAUUGUGUGUUUUGACAGCAAAUUGAUCAGAACUAAGAAAGGUGAUGUCACGUAAACUGUAUGCUACAGACCCACUCGCUACUUUAUUUUGACGUAUUAUUCGGAUAUUUAUCUUACAUAUCAAGUGCUUUAAAUACGAGCUACACAUUACAUCCUUCAUACGUGUUUCCUGGUGUAAAAUUAAAGUGUUUUAAAGUGAAUGCAAGCAGGUGAUCGGCAGGGGACCUAGCUGAAUUCUUAACAAAAUUGUUCAGUGCAGCUUCAUAUUGUUUUGGAUUUACAAUAGUGUUGACAUAAUUACAGAGUUUAUAAAGCUGUGUGUGAAUUCGGAUAUCUGAGAAGUUUAAAGUUUGUGCAUAGUUACAUACUAAUUUCAUGCAGAUCCAUAUUUGAAAUAACAUUCUGUUUACAGCCCAGGAAAGAACCGGUUUCCAGUGAAAAGUUUUUUGAAUCAAUGGCAAGUGGGGAGGGACAGAACGGACCAAUGGAUGACAGUGACUCACAGAAGAAGCAAGGAACAAGAGUAUUCAAGAAAAGUAGUCCCAAUGGCAAAGUUACAGUGUAUUUGGGAAAACGUGAUUUUAUAGAUCAUCUAACACAUAUAGACCCCAUCGAUGGGGUCGUUCUCGUAGACCCAGAGUAUCUGAAAGAGCGUAAAGUAUUUGCACAUGUACUAGCAGCAUUUCGAUAUGGCCGUGAGGAUCUGGAUGUGUUGGGUCUCACGUUUCGUAAAGACUUAUUCCUUGCCUCGAUGCAAGUAUAUCCCGCAGUCAAAGAUCAACAAAAACCUCUCACAAGACUGCAAGAACGUCUCAUAAAAAAGCUUGGACCGAAUGCCUACCCUUUUUUCUUUGAACUACCGCCAAAUGCCCCAGCAUCAGUUACCUUACAGCCGGCACCUGGAGACACAGGAAAGCCAUGUGGGGUAGAUUAUGAGUUGAAGACAUAUGUGGCAGAGAAUUUAGAGGAAAAACCUCAUAAAAGGAAUUCCGUCCGUCUGGCAAUCAGAAAGUUGACGUAUGCUCCAGAGGAACCAGCGCCCCAGCCAAGUGCAGAAACUUCAAAAGAUUUCAUGAUGAGCCCUGGAAAUAUAAAACUUGAAGCAUCACUUGACAAAGAGAAAUAUUACCAUGGUGAAAGCAUAGCUGUCAAUGUUCUAGUCGACAAUAAUACUUCAAAAACAGUGAAGAAAGUGAAAUUGUCAGUGAGACAAUUUGCCGAUAUUUGUUUAUUUUCCACUGCCCAGUAUAAGUGCACAGUAGCAGAAAUGGAAAGCGAGGAAGGUUUUCCAAUACAGCCAAGUCAGACUGGUUUCUGUAAAGUGUUUCACCUAACACCUUUAUUAUCAAAUAACCGAGACAAACGAGGUCUUGCACUAGACGGUAAACUCAAGCAUGAAGAUACGAAUCUUGCCUCAUCCACUAUUGUACAAGAUAACGUACAGAAGGAGAAUCUGGGUAUUGUUGUUUCAUAUAAGGUGAAAGUAAGACUCAUACUAGGAUUUGGAUCCGGGGAUUUAUCUGUUGAACUACCAUUUACACUGACACAUCCUAAGCCCCCUGAAAGUCCCCCACCAUCAAGACACGGAAGUAUCGCUAAACCGAAUGACGGUAGUGAGGCACCAGUUGAUACAAAUCUCAUACAGUUGGAUACAAAUGUUGAAGGCUUUGAAUAUCGGGACGAUGAUUUCAUAUUUGAAGACUUUGCUAGACUACGUCUGAAAGGUCAUGAGGGCGACGACACAGAAGCAUAAACCUUGUGACCUCUUGGUUGUCACAACUACCCAUCUAUCAUAAAUAUUUUGCCAGUGAAGAUAAAAGAUGUUGGAAUAGAAAUCACCUCUUCUCAUUAAAAGAAUUUUGAACCUAUUAAUGUUUCAUCAAAACUUUUUGAGUUCAGCCUGAUAACUGUUGCCUAUCAACAGAAAUUAUCUAGCAACUGACAAAAUGUGAUCAAAAGAAUUUGGUAUUUUCUGUUGUCAUGGGGAUUUAUAUAUGUGGUGUCAUUCUCAUUUAUAGCAGUUAAAAUGUUUUGUAUCUUCUCUAAUGAAAUUUUGCAUAGAAAUGAUACCAUGAAAAUCUUUAUUUAUGUUCAUACUUUAGCUUUCUUUAAAUUCUCUGCACAUUUUUAUAUAUAUGUCAAAGUCAAGAAAUAGCCUUUAAAAUUCAGUUGUAUGGAAUAAUUUACAAGUCCAAGAAAACUGAAUUUUUAGAGCAGUCUCAGAGUGCACCCUUGCCAUUGGUCAAUUUCAAAAUUGAGCUUGGAAUCGACCAGUCAGAUGGUUUGGUUUCCAGACUGGGCUGCACACUUAGUUUUGCAGUCUUCGGGCCCUGAGUUUUGUAAUGCUUGAAGUCAAAAAGCAAAUAACUUAUGCAUUACUGUAAAACUAGACAUCCGCUGUACAUUAGUACAUGUGAUGAAUACAAAAGAAAACAGUGUCUGUAGAAUUCAGGGCUUCAGCUCAUAGGGUCAGAAUUUGAAAGCUUAUAGACAUAGUAACUAUUUCAGCUUGCUCAGUUUUAAUCAGUUCAUCAUGGUAUUUUUGGCUAAAGUCUUUGACCUGUAUAACAAUACAUACUGAUCACUAUCACAUUCUCAGAUGCCUGUUAUUUCCAGGAAGAAGUGCUUCCCUGUAAGUCACCAUGUCACUACCAAUACUUUUUUUAAUAGAGUAACUAACUACAACAAACUACACAUUAUAGUUAAUUAAAUCAUAUUUAAGUGUUGCAGUUUAAAGCUAUUUACCUUGUGAUUUCGUUUAACGUGUUUGAAGAAUGUAGCCAAAUAUGAUAUCUGUAAACAAAAUCAAGAAUUUUCUUAUUAUUUUGAGAGUUACUUUUACAUCUUAUAUUAAGAACUUUGGCCAAGAUUUUAUUAUUUCUCUUUUAGUAACGCUGACUUUUGAGUUAAAAAAGACUACCUCGAACUUACAUAGAAAUUGUUUCCCCAUACAUUAUAAAUUGACAGGUUGUUGGCUGGGUACACAGGGUAGUCUAAGCUUGCCUGUGACACUACUCAUUCGAACCUCGAUGGCUCAAGCACUCGGACUCACUUUAGCAAUUCUUGUGGUCUCUGGUCAUCAUCUAUGUUUAGUUAGCUCUAAACCCUGGAUGACACGAGUAUUGUGUACAUCUCUCAGUGACCUUGAGUGAUCAUUGCUUUACUGUGUUAGCAAUGGCAUUAGCUGACUCAGCUACUCCGUAUGCCCCCAGUAUAUCUGGUCAGCAACCUGUCGGAACAGUUGAUAUUGCAAAUCCAUUUACUUCAUCCCAUAUUUCAAACUUCAAACUUACAGCAAAAAAUAUUUAUUUUUCCAGUUCUGUUAUGCAAUGCUUCUAUGUGCACAUUCUUGUUCAUAAACACAAAAAUACAUUACACAGUGCUGGAGUGUACAGCAUAAUUUUGGAUUUGCUCCGAUUGCUUUAGUUCAUAUAUUUAUAAUAAAAAAACACACAAUGCCUUCAGCAAAGGAUUUUUUUAUUUGAUAAGAUUUUCACGUUACAUUUCAUGGUAAUAUAAAAGCAUCCUUCGUACGGUAAAACUGAAUCAAAAAUUGCAAGUGAAGAGAGUUAUUUUGUUUCUGAAAGCUGAAAAUUAUUCAAACACAAUGACUAAUCAAGAUUAAGUUUUCAAUGGACUACCUCAGUGGGAAUGCCAGAAAUUUGUUUACAUUUGGAUUCCAUGUCUCCUGACUUCAGGCAGAUGUGAAUUUAUUGCUAUAAAACAGUACUUGCUUGUUUUUUUUUUCUGUUGCCAUAGAAGUAAAAUAGAUUUCAAAUUUUCUUUUCAGGGAUCUAUUUUGUUUAUAUUACCAAAGAUAUUGUUUCAUUUAUUACUAUACAUGUAUUUAUUCUUGUUUAUUUUCUUAAUUUGCUGCAAAAAGUACUUUUUUUCCCAAAAUACAUAAGAAAGGCAGUAUGUGCCAAUGUUUUGAAAAAAAUAUUUUAUUCGUGUAUGUAGAAAAUUUAAAAGAUAAAAUAAUUAUCGCUGCACUUAACUGCCACAAUACUAAGGUUCUGUAAGUUUGUAUCAUACACAGAUGUUCAAUACAAUUUACAGUAAACCUCGCCGAGGAAGCACUCAGAGUGUCAAGAGAGAAAAAAAGGAGGGAAUGGAGGUGGAAUAGUGUGGAAGUUGUUCAGAAAUGGAACUUUAUAUCUUUGUGCUUUACUUAACUUGAUGUUGUAUUUGUGAAUUUACUUACAAACAGAAUGUUGGACACAUCUUAUCAAAUGUAUUAGGUGUUUGUCAAUGCAGUGAAGACUUAUUUAUUUUGUGUUAAAUUUUUGAAAAAAUAGUUUUCAGGAAAUUACCGUGUCUCUUGUCAAAAAUAUAAAAGUAUAGUAGAGAAGGGGUGCAUGUGUAUCAAUAAUAUAUGUACUGGACACAAAAAGUAAUGAAUGUUACUUAUUUGUUGUCACAUGACCAGCAAAACUAUUUAUAAUACAGAAAAAAUGAAAUAAGACUAACAUGAAAACAUCGUUAGAAAGAAACUUAGUUUUUUAGACAAAUUCCAGUGUACCCAAACUUGAAAUUUUAAGCAAAUUGAAUAUGAAAUGUGUUCUGUGUUGUUACUUUGUAUUUUAAAUCUGGUCAAAUCUGAAAGAAAAAUGAUAGAGGAGGAUUUAGAUUAUAGGACAGAAAAGUUUUAUAAUGAUCAUACAAAGAAUUUUAUUAGAGGGGAAAAAAGAUUAUACUGUUCCUUGCAAUGCAAAGGUGGUAAAAUAUUUAUGGCAUUUCUUGAUGUAAUUGAUGGGAUUAUAACUGUCAAGUUCAGGAAAACAAGCACUCAUUUCUUUUCUUCAGAGCAGCCAUUAAAUGCUUUUGGCUAGAAAAAAGCCUAGCUUUGCAAGCUUUUUGGAAUUGAAAAGAACUAUGCAUGUGUUGAGAUACUGUAAGUCUGGACCUAAUUGCUCAAAACAUUAUCUACUGGUUAAACUUUUCAGUGGAUACAUUAGUUCCUUACCUGUGCUUCAUAUAUUGAUGAAAAUACUGUAGAAACCCAUGUACUAUGCACAGUCUUUUGACAAAUGGGACCACCCAUGAAUCUUAGGUGCAUAUUGUAUGCAGUUUAAGACAAUUUUCUGACUCAAAAGCUUGUUUAUAAUUGUUCACCAUUGUGGUAGGAAGAAACUACUCUUUGUGCUAAAAACUAAGAUUGCUGUUACAUUUUGUACUAGAUAACAGUACUUUAUGUUUUAAAUAUUUUUUUUAAUGUGAAUUUAAUUGUAUUUCGAAGAAAGUCAUGGAUAUUUUUAUACAAAUUAAGGAUCAAGUAUUAUUUUUUAACAAGAUCCAACUCGUUAACAAAACUGAUACAAGAUGACACAGUAAACCUUCCUGCUAAUUGCCAGUGGUGUCAUCUUUAACAGAUCGACCAAACAAAAGACAGUCACAGCUUUUGUUUUUGGUUUGAAUUGAUAAGCUCAUGAUUUCAUCUUGUACAAAUGAAACUGAAGUUCUCUCAAGAUCUAGUGUAACUCAGUGAUCUAUAGUGAUACAGAAAGCUUCGUGAACUCUGAAGGUUAACUCUUCUGUAAAUACUCUGUCAUGUGGAGGUAUCUUUAAAUCACCAGAUGUUUACUAUUUUUUUUACACAUUUUUCAGUUUUGUUUUCUUCCUUCUGGAUUUACCAAAAAAAAAAGUCCCACCAUCCCCCUCCCCUACCCUCCACAAAAAUUUGAGUUGAAUAGAUGGUGUGCAUUAUACUUGGGUACCUAUGGUAUAUCAGAAUAUGGAUUGUAAUGAUGAAACUUGUGAUUUUUUAACAGAUUUAGUGUCAUUUCUACCAGUUUCACUGAUGUAUAUUUAGUAGACAAGGCUACUUUCCAGAUUUUAUUCAGAAUUGAAGCUGCAGACAGUUUUACCAGUUGAUAAAGUUUCAAGCAACUUGGUUCUGGGAUUUUAAGCAUCACUUUUAUUUGGCAGGUUUGAUUCUAACUAAUGUUCUUUAGAAUGUUUGUGUCAUAGAUAAUGCUGUGUAGGACUUGCUAUUGUUCACAGUUUCUUUUAGGCUUUGUCUAAGGCAAAAACAAAAAGAAUUGCAAAUAUUAUCUAACCUGUAGUUGCCAGAAAUGAUUGUUAAAUUUUUGAUGUAAAUUAUAUUGGAUCUUCUGAUAUUGACAUAGUCAGGAGGGUGUUGAUAGGACAUACUGCAACAAGAGGGUAUUGAUAGGACAUAAUGCAACAGGAGGGUAUUGAUAGGACAUAAUGCAACAGGAGGAUAUUGAUAGGACAUAAUGCUACAGGAGGGUAUUGAUAGGACAUAAUGCAACAGGAGGGUAUUGAUAGGACAUAAUGCAACAGAUGUAAGUUCACAAGAUAAUGAACAUGCUCAUCAGUGUUCCAAGUUCAAAAUGUAAAGCUGCAAUAUUGAAAUAAAGCUCAAUAGAAAGUGAGACAGUUUAAAUGCUUUACACUGAUGGAUACAACUUGUUCAAAAUCCAAACACCUGUGAAUAUAUUGAACAUCAAUGAUUAAAAAGCAUUUUGAAUUUCAACAUAUGGUAAGUGAAAAAUACACAUCAUUUUACAUCUGAACAGCAAUGAAUACAUAGCAUUUAAAUUUGAACAUCAGUAAAUUGAGCAUUUCAGAUUUGAUCAGUGAUGUAAACGGGCUAGGAAAAGACAAGUUUGAAAUCAGGAUGCAAAGAUUUUUUAUUUUUGUUGUUGAUUUUAUGGACAUUUUAGUAAUAAUUAUUGUUCUUGUUGACAAGACUUGUGUAUUUUAAACAUAUUAUAUUGUAACUGUUAGAUAUUGUGUAGCAAAUUGAUCAUGUUUAAUAUUGUUAUGUUUUGUGUACAUGUUGGUGUCAUGUGACUGCAUUGGUCAUGUGAUUUGGGUUAUGUGAUGUUACAUCACAUAGAUGUUUUAAAUUUAAAAGCAUAAAAUAAAUUAAUAUUUUGUGUACCAGUCUAAAAAUAGAAUUUUUUGGUGUAUAAGAUUCUUUGUACUUGUGCAUAAUAUAUUAGUAAUUGUGACAAGAGUUAUUUAUCAUUUUUUACAUGGGAAAAAAUUGUGUGUAAAUUGUUGCAUCCUGUAUUUUUACACUUCAAACGCUUGUUGAAAUAAAGAAGGUAUAAGUUGAGUGCCGACUACUUAACUCAAAAGGGAAAGUUUAAGUUUUUCCACAAUGGAAAAAAAGAUAAAAACCUCUAGCAAGUUUUUUGUUGCACCACUAAGUUCUCUUUUUAGUCUGUGUAACUAUGUAUGGCAUAUAUAUAGAAUAUUAUUUGACCCCGCCCCUAUACAUAUUGUUGGUGCUUAUUCUGCUAUUCUUUGAUACAGGCAUCGUUUGGUGAAAUUAGACUAGCAUAUAAAUAAAUUUCUUAUUGAUAUUACAUAGUUUGUAUUAUUUUGGUGUAUUUUUCUCACAUUAGCACACUGAUGAAAUGUUAACAUAAAUCAAAUGUCAACUAAAAUCAGUCUACCUUACAACAGUCUACCUUAAAACUUUAUAUCGACAAGCUUUUUUAUGCUAUCACAUUUUUAGCUCGUCUUUUCGAGGAAAAAGUAGAGCUAUUGCACUCGCCUUGGCGUUGCCGUUGGUUAAAGUUUUUGAUAAAGUCAUUUCAUAUCUCUGUUACUAUCAAAGCUUUUGACUUGAAACUUAAAAUAGUUAUUUACUAUCAAAGUCUACACCAUGAGAAACAAUCCCCAUAACUCUGAUUGAAUUUUGACAGAGUUAUGCCCCUUUUUAACUUAGAAUUUUUUGGUUAAAGUUGUAUGAAAUUUUUACUGGCAAACCUCUAAUUCAAGUCAAGCAUGCUGUCUUAUGGACAGCUCUUGUUUAUAAGACUAUGGUGUUUACAUUUUGGUGUCAAGUUUUAGAUGAUAGAAACUGUAUCAUCUUGAAACUCAAAGUGGGUAAUACACAUGAAAGUUUGAAGUGUCCAAAAUAAAAUCUGUGAAACAAUCACAAGCUAUUUCAGUACUGCCAGUAGAACAGUAAUACUGUUAACACAAUAGUUAUUUCAUUUACCAUUUUAAAAAUCUCUGCAUAUAUUUCAGUUCAGUGUGGGAUUUACAUUUAGAGGGCUUUACAUGCUGAAUGGUUUUAGUAUACUGUAUACCUUAAUAUAAAUAGUACCAAAUCUGCACAGAACUGAAUAGUUUUCAAGCCAGGUCUGGUUUUAAGUCAUUUAAUGAACAAAAGACUGGUAACAUGGUGGACAUUUUCACUCGGUACUAUAGUGUUGUCUAUGUAAGCUGAUCUCCAAACUAGAGUGCAAACCACAAACUAUUGCAUUCAAAUUUAUCAAUGGAUUUGAAUGAACAGCUUGCUUGUUUUGAAUUUGCAUACUCCCCCACCUAAAUAUAUUAUGUCAUCCGACACUGUAGAGCCCAGAUUGCAUUAGAUUAAACUAUAGUCCAGUUUGAAAAUGCUCAAUAUUACCGUUAUUCAAUACUGUUAAGAGCUUUUCCCCUUUUGGUUGCCACUGAGAAUAUGUUUGGAAAAUUUUAUUGAUUUAAAAGAAUUAUUCAGUCUUUUAACUCUAGUUGGAAGAGUUUUUGGACACAAGUAAAAUAAGGUCAAAAUUAUUAUUUAGAUCUGGAUACAUGAUUAUGCAAAACAUGCUUUGGUAAACAUAGCCAUUUCACAUUGAAAAAUCCGUGUUGAAUAUACUAAUCUCAGUAUACAUGUAUAAUCCAGCCAAUCUUCAAACUUUAUUUUACCCAUUUUAUGCUAUACUAAAUUGUAAUCUGUUUCUAGCAAUUAUACAUGUCUUCUUUUUCCACCCCUAUAAUCUAGUAGGCAAUUCUGUAAAAGAAUUUGGAAAAGUCUACUUGAGAAAUAUUGGGGUGGAAGGUGUAAGUGUAUAUUUAUACUGAAAGUAACUGGUUUCUGUCACUACUUUUGUUUCAAUGUCUGUUACUCUGUUAUCAUUUUAAAGCUUUAAUAUAUGACUUAAGUUUAGUGAUUAGUUAGGAAGGAUCUGACAUUAUUAAAAUGUGCGAGAACUGUU